GACUUCGCGAGGAUUUCCACUUCGACUGAUCCUCAACUUCAACAGUUGUAGGGAAGAUGGCAGCCUCUGAAAUCACUCUUCCCAGCCCUCCAAGGUCUCUUGACGAAAUAUCCGCUGUUGAAGCCUCCCUCACCCUCCCAUCUUUCACAGCCGAAACAGCCUGGGAAAUUGGCAAUUCAUUGCGCACUCGUCUCCUCGCUUUUCCUACACCCACUGUCAUCAGCAUUUCUCUUGCUAACAGCAAUCAGCUGCUCUUCCAUAGCGCUGUCAAAUCAGGCAUUCAACCUGAUAAUGAUCUCUGGGUAGCUCGCAAACGUGCGACUGUGCUCAGAUGGGGAGUAUCGAGCUGGUACAUGCAUUGCAAGAUGGGCGGAGAUGAGAAGGCGUUCCGAGAGAAGUAUGCGCUUGGGGACGAGGGUGGCGGACGAUAUGCGAUUCAUGGAGGUGGUAUACCAAUCAGGGUGAAGGGUGUCGAGGGCACUGUAGCUGUGAUCGUUGUGAGUGGACUGAAGCAGCAUGAGGACCACCAGAUCAUCGUGGAGGUGCUGCAAGAGCACUUGAAGAAAUUGGAAUGAGGAAAUAGAUGUAUGAACAGGAUAUACCGACUGACGAAGAAAUUGUACGAAUCAUUGUACUUGUUUACGACAACGGAAUAAAUGUACUUCUACUGUUCUUCAAACAAAUUUCAUCCCUCGGCAUGCAGAACUUACCAGCAG
Messenger RNA from Somion occarium, 716 nucleotides. Lineage: Eukaryota; Fungi; Basidiomycota; Agaricomycetes; Polyporales; Cerrenaceae. The record is from the annotation of a GenBank genome assembly.